AUGCCGCCGAAGAAGCGGGCGCGCGGCGCAGCUGCUGCGACGCCCUCGGCCGCCCGCGACGACGACGCCAUGGACGUCGACACACCCGAAGCCGGCGACGCGGCCGCGGCCGGCAGCAGCUCCCUCCCGAACCUCAACGAUCUCUGGACGGACGACCAGGUGGCCUCGCUGUUCAAGGGCGUCAUCCGCUGGAAGCCCGCCGGCAUGCACAAGCACUUCCGCAUGAUUGCCAUAUCAGAACACCUCCGCAACCACGGCUUCGACGCCGACGUCUACCCGCACACGCGCAUCCCCCACAUCUGGCGCAAGCUGCGGACCUACUACAACCUCGACGUCAUCGACGAGCGCGAGUCCUUUGACGACGAGGACUCGGACGAUAGGUACCUCGACUUCGCCCUCCCGCGCGACACCUUCAUGGAGACGAUGCUGCAGCGUGCCGUCGCGGACCCUAGUGAGGCGCCCACCUCCCCGCGGGAGCUCGAGCUCUCGCCCCCGCCCGAGGGGGGCGCCGCCGCCGCGCCCGUCACGAGGAAGCGCAAGCGGGCUAGCACCAACGCCGCCGCCCCUGCCAGCGCGACCAAGGCCCGGGGCCCGUCGGUGGAGGACACGGAGGACGGGACGGACGCGCCGUCGCCGGCGGCGAGGGCGACGAGGGGCUCCCGUGGCAGGACGAGGGCCGCGAGCCAGCAGGCCAAGGCGGCCGACAAGGAGAAGGACAAGGAGAAGGAAAAGGAAAAGGCGGAGACGACUGAGGAGGAGGAAGACGACGCCGAGGAUGGCGACGAGAGCGAGUCCGGAGAGGACGAGGAGAGCAGCGAGGAGGAGGAAGAGGAGCAGGAGGGUAGCGGCACCCCGGCGUCGAGGGUUACCAGAGGUGCCACGCGCGGCCGCGGACGAGGUCGAGGCAGAGGCAGGGGGAGAGGAAGGGGCCGGUGA
Molecule: messenger RNA, 936 nt
Organism: Purpureocillium lilacinum
Lineage: Eukaryota; Fungi; Ascomycota; Sordariomycetes; Hypocreales; Ophiocordycipitaceae
Biological process (GO): regulation of transcription by RNA polymerase II
Cellular component (GO): NuA4 histone acetyltransferase complex; nucleus
Source: RefSeq, a predicted model, not a curated record